ACGGAGAGGUGCAGACUGAUGAAGGCCCUUUAGAGGAUGCAGACCUGUCUCCACACAGUGACCUGUCCACUGAAGAGGUUAGACACACCUCUCCACACAGUGACCUGUCCACUGAAGAGAAGCCAACGGAGGACAGUAAACCUACUGACACAGAGGAGAGUCCAGAGGGAGAAAAAGGUCAAGAGGAGGAGACUGCAGUAGCUGAGAACUCCACUGAGGAACAAGGUGAUGACAACGAAGAUGUUACUAAAACCACCGAGGAACAAGGUGAUGACAACGAAGAUGUUACUAAAACCACCGAGGAACAAGGUGAUGACAACGAAGAUGUUACUAAAACCACCGAGGAACAAGGUGAUGACAACGAAGAUGUUACUAAAACCACAGAGGAACAAGGUGAUAACAAGGACGAUAUUACUAAAACCACCGAGGAACAAGGUGAUAACAAGGAAGAUAUUACUAAAACCACAGAGGAACACGCUGAUAACAAGGACGAUAUUACUAAAACCACCGAGGAACAAGGUGAUAACAAGGAAGAUAUUACUAAAACCACAGAGGAACAAGGUGAUAACAACGAAGAUAUUACUAAAACCACCGAGGAACAAGGUGAUAACAAGGAAGAUAUUACUAAAACCACCGAGGAACAAGGUGAUAACAACGAAGAUAUUACUAAAACCACCGAGGAACAAGGUGAUGACAACGAAGAUAUUACUAAAACCACCGAGGAACAAGGUGAUAACAACGAAGAUAUUACUAAAACUACAGAGGAACAAGGUGAUAACAAGGAAGAUGUUACUAAAACCACCGAGGAACAAGGUGAUAACAACGAAGAUAUUACUAAAACCACAGAGGAACAAGGUGAUAACAACGAAGAUAUUACUAAAACCACAGAGGAACAACGUGAUAACAACGAAGAUAUUACUAAAACCACAGAGGAACAAGGUGAUAACAACGAAGAUAUUACUAAAACCACAGAGGAACAAGGUGAUAACAACGAAGAUGUUACUAAAACCACAGAGGAACAAGGUGAUAACAACGAAGAUGUUACUAAAACCACUGAGGAACAAGGUGAUAACAACGAAGAUGUUACUAAAACCACAGAGGAACAAGGUGAUAACAAGGAAGAUAUUACUAAAACCACAAAGGAACAAGGUGAUAACAACGAAGAUGUUACUAAGAGGAUUACCACAGAGGAACAAGGUGAUAACAAGGAAGAUAUUACUAAAACCACAGAGGAACAAGGUGAUAACAACGAAGAUAUUACUAAGAGGAUUACCACAGAGGAACAAUGUGAUAACAAUGAAGAUAUUACUAAAACCACAGAGGAGGACUCAGACAGUGUGGUUGGGGAGAAGAGCCUGUAGACCAAGCCACAGGGAAGUCUGGAGAACCUGGUCCUGGAGAAAUGAAGGAUGGAGAGGGGAAGGGGAGAGAGAAGGAGGAGGAUGAGGCACCGGAUAAAUCUGAGGAGGUUGGAGAAGCAGGGGAUGACGGUCCAUCUUCAACAGAUGGAAAAGACUAGAAAGAGAAAGUGGAUGGAGGAAGACGAGAUGAUUCAUACCAUGUGGAAAAGAAAGAUGAGGAGGGAAGUAGACGAGGAACCUGGAACUGAGACAGAUUCUGAGACAGAGGAGGGAGGAAGUAGAUAAGGAACCUGGAACUGAGACAGAUUCUGAGACAGAGGAGGGAGGAAGUAGAUAAGGAGCCUGGAACUGAGACAGAUUCUGAGACAGAGGAGGGAGGAAGUAGAUAAGGAACCUGGAACUGAGACAGAUUCUGAGACAGAGGAGGGAGGAAGUAGAUAAGGAACCUGGAACUGAGACAGAUUCUGAGACAGAGGAGGGAGGAAGUAGAUAAGGAACCUGGAACUGAGACAGAGGAGGGAGGAAGUAGACAAGGAACCUGGAACUGAGACAGAUUCUGAGACAGAGGAGGAAGGAA
Messenger RNA from Oncorhynchus keta (chum salmon), 1938 nucleotides. RefSeq lists its product as uncharacterized. Lineage: Eukaryota; Metazoa; Chordata; Actinopteri; Salmoniformes; Salmonidae. The record is from RefSeq and is a predicted model, not a curated record. The annotation marks the transcript as partial. The transcript has 2 exons.